GCACACAGCAGCCAGAGAGAAGGAGUGAUCACGUCCACGAGCUACACCUCAGAUGUCUCGCGCUGGAGAGAAAAACAACAGGAUGUGUAUAUGAUCUGACGCGACCGCGCGCUCCGAUUUGAUUGAUUAUUAUUAUUAUUAUUAUUAUUAUUAUUAUUUUCAAAUUGGAGGACGCACGUUUGCGAUCAUGAAUCCGGCCGAGCAGACGGUUACGUGGCUCAUCGCGCUCGGUGUGCUGGAGUCGCCGAAAAAGCGUGUGUCGGAUCCCGAGAGCUUUCUGCAGAGCUCGCUGAGAGACGGCGUGGUGCUGUGCAGGCUGCUCGAGCGACUGCGUCCGGGCUCGCUCCUCACGGUUUUCCAGGAACCGAAGAACGACGGCGAGUGCUUGGGCAACAUCAGGGAGUUCCUCAAAGGCUGUGCUUCAUACCGAGUGGAGACAUUCGAAGCUGAGGACCUGUUUCAGGGCCAGAACUUCACCAGGGUGCUGAGUUCCUUGGUUGCUCUCAACCAAGCAACAGCAGAUACUGGAUCCGACAGUGACUCCAUAUGUGUUCAACACUCCUCUCUGCGAAUCAAGUCCUUUGACUCCCUGAACUGUCAGCCUUCCCGCAGGAGAUCAUCCAAACGAGUGCACAGCCAGUAUUGCAGUCUGGACAUGUCUGAGAACAGUUCAGCUCAGCCUUUGGUGAAGGCGCGGUUUAAUUUCCAGCAGACGAAUGAGGACGAAUUGUGCUUUAACAAGGGUGACAUCAUCCAGGUGACUCGGCAGGAGGACGGAGGCUGGUGGGAAGGCACGAUUAAUGGCAAGACCGGCUGGUUCCCUAGCAACUACGUCAAAGAGAUCAAAGGAAGUGACAAGCCCAUCUCCCCCAAGCCUGGAACGCUGAAGAGUCCUCCCAAAGUGUUCGAGACCAGCGCUGCUACUAAAACCUACUAUAACCUGGUGAUCCAGAAUAUUGUGCAGACAGAAACGGAAUACGGCAAAGAACUGCAAACACUGCUUUCGACAUACUUGAGACUACUGCAGCCCACAGACAGACUGACCACGUCCGAUAUCGCCCACAUUCUGGGUAAUCUAGAAGAGAUCAGCUCCUUCCAGCAGACACUGGUACAGUCACUAGAGGAAUGCACCAAAUUUCCAGAGAGCCAGCAGAGGAUCGGGAGCUUCUUCCUGUCCCUCAUGCCCCAAAUGAAGAGCCUUUAUGUAGCUUACUGCUCCAACCACCCUUCUGCUGUCGAUGUCCUCACGCAACACAGUGAGGAGCUGGGUGAGUUUAUGGAGAGUAAAGGUGCAAGCAGUCCUGGGAUUCUCACCCUCACCACCAACUUGAGUAAACCCUUCAUGAGACUGGAUAAAUACCCCACACUGCUCAAAGAGCUCGAGAGACACAUGGAGGAUUUUCACCCGGACCGCCCAGACAUUCAGAAAAGCUUGACUGCUUUCAAGAAUCUUUCUGCUCAGUGUCAGGAGGUGAGGAAGCGGAAGGAGCUGGAGCUGCAGAUUCUGACUGAGCCGGUGCGUGGUUGGGAAGGGGAGGGCAUUAAGACCCUGGGCACCGUCAUCUACAUGUCUCAGGUCCUCAUGCAGUACCAUGGCAGCGAAGAGAAGAACGAACGCUACCUCCUGCUCUUCCCCCAUGUGCUGCUGGUGCUUUCUGCGAGCCCUCGGAUGAGCUGCUUUAUCUACCAGGGGAAACUUCCUCUAACAGGGAUGGUUGUUAACAAGAGUGAGGAAACAAGGAACACUUUUGAACUAUCCGGGAGUAUGAUUGACAGGAUCCAGGUGAUCUGCAAUAACCCUCAGGAUUUACAGGAGUGGGUGGAGCAUCUUCACCGCCAGACCAGACGCACGUCAAGCAGCAUUUCCAGUUUGAAACCAUGCCAUACGCUCCCCGCUCACCCACCCACCCCUUCGAGACACUCGGAGAGCCGGGGAGCCUACCACACCCUCCCUCACCCCUCGUCCCACUGCACCCCCCACAGCACCAUGAUGUGGGGACCCUUGGAGCCACCAAAAACCCAGAAACCAUGGAGCCUGAGCUGUCUGCGACCAGCACCACCUUUAAAAGCAUCAGCAGCUCUCUGUUAUAAAGAGGAUCUCAGCAAAAGUCCCAAGAGCGUGAAGAAGCUUCUGCACAAACGCAAAGAGAGGAAGCCAUCAGAUGAGGAGUUUUCUAUGAGGAAAAGCACUGCAGCCCUGGAGGAGGAUGCGCAGAUCCUAAAAGUAAUAGAGGCGUAUUGCACAAGUGCCAAGACAAGACAAACACUCAAUUCAACAUGGCAGGGCACUGAUUUGAUGCAUAAUCACGUGCUGGCUGACAUCGGCCAGUCGCGUGUGGAGGCUGCAGGUUGCCGUGCCAGCGUCUUGCGCCUGGAACUGUCGUCUGACCAAUCAGAAGACUCGGAUUAUGACAGUAUAUGGACAACCCAUAGUUACAGGAUGGGUUCAACCUCUCGUAAGGGUUCAAGGAAGGAUUCAGGGCUGCAUAUGCUUUUCCCUGAAGAGGAGAAGAUCAUUGUAGAAGAAAUAAAGAGCAAUGGUCAGACAGUGAUUGAAGAGAGGAGUUUGGUGGACACUGUUUAUGCACUGAGGGAUGAAGUUCAGGAACUCAAGCAGGAUAACAAGAGGAUGAAGAGCAGUUUGGAGGAGGAGCAGAAAGCAAGAAAAGAGCUGGAGAAGAUCGUCAGGAGAGUAUUAAAGAACAUGAACGAUCCUUCAUUUGAUGAAACAAACCUGUAAAGUUCAAUGAAGAUCGUUAUACAUGUGGGCCAUGCCGGCACGGAUGGAGGAUUCAAAUAAAUAAAUAAAUCAAACACUGUAGAACUGAGAAAAGCAUGAUGCAGCUGAAGAACUAGGCAUAACUUUGGACCAAGAAAGCCUUUUCAGCUGGGCAUAGAGUUGAAAGUACUGGCGAUACUAACAGGCUGGAAUGGAUCCAGUCGCUGAGUAAAGGCUCUUUAAGUUUGCCUGUGCCAAAUUUGCUGAUCUUUGCCAAAUAGCCUCUGAACUACAAGAAUAAAUCGAGGAACAAAUAUUAAAAUAAGUGGCCAAAUACAGCUUAUGGCUUUGCCUUAUUUUUUUUUAAAAAACGUUUUAAGAAAAAUACACUAAUAUAUAAUUAAGUAUGAGUUACCCUGUAACUUUAGAAAAAAGUUUCCUAUUCACUGCGGUCAUUUCCAUCACAUCCUUUCUGUAUCACUGACGACUUGUACCAGCAUGUACCCCUUCUUUUUUUUUCUUUUUUUUGCAAAAAAAAAAAUCUGAUGUCACAUGGUUCUCAGAUUGACAGCAAACUGGGAGUCUCAGGGAGUCCUUGAAUAAAUCUUUCCGUCAGGAUCUUCUUCGUAAUCUGUAGCAACACUGUGAAAAAGCAGAUUUUCAACAAGAAAUCACAGCAGGUACAGUACUGUAAACAUUCAGAGGAAACUGUUUUUUUUCUAAAAACCUUUUUUUUUUUUUUUUUUUUUUUUAAUUUUUUUAUUUUUAAAUGUUGUAAAUUACCUUCUUUUCCUGUUUUUCUGGUCAGCUUAUACUCAAGCACCAACUAAGCAAUUACUUUUUUUUUUUUUUUUUUUUUUUUUAAACCGUUUAAGGUGAUAUUUUUAAUCGGUUGUUUUUCUGCUAAUGAAUUUGUACAAAAAAAAAAAUCUAUAUUUCAAAAGUGCAGAUGUGCCUUUUUUUGGAAAUUCCAUUUCCGAAACUUACUCGGCAUUUUGUCUGCGAUUCCAAGACCGAUUUAAAGACAAGUACAUAUGCAACAGAUAUUUUUAAAUAUGCAGCGCUACUAACUGGCAACUCAACAUUCUUACAUUCUGUCUAAUUUAUGUAUUUAAAUGAAAUGCAAACAUUAUUGAUUUCUGUUCCAUUGUCUGUGUACCAUUUUGACCAGGAAUAUUUCUGUUAAUUGCUUCCUAAUGUACUUACUUACUUUCAUAGCUUCUCCUACAUUUCUAUUCAUUCUGUUCUGCUCUUUCUACGACUCCUUUAAUGUAUAUGAUAAAUUAUGUGAAUUUAAAUAAAACAUUGCUUAUUUAUCCUUUAAAA
Messenger RNA from Ictalurus punctatus (channel catfish), 4045 nucleotides. It is a transcript of the gene arhgef7b, whose product is annotated as Rho guanine nucleotide exchange factor (GEF) 7b. The record is from RefSeq and is a predicted model, not a curated record. The transcript has 22 exons. Gene Ontology annotation, molecular function: guanyl-nucleotide exchange factor activity; protein binding. NCBI's taxonomy places the organism in Eukaryota, Metazoa, Chordata, Actinopteri, Siluriformes, Ictaluridae. The coding region runs from base 188 to 2740 and encodes 850 amino acids.